Molecule: messenger RNA, 459 nt
Organism: Bactrocera dorsalis (oriental fruit fly)
Lineage: Eukaryota; Metazoa; Arthropoda; Insecta; Diptera; Tephritidae
Product: protein PET117 homolog, mitochondrial
Exons: 2
Coding region: 158-415 (85 amino acids)
Biological process (GO): mitochondrial respiratory chain complex IV assembly
Cellular component (GO): mitochondrion
Source: RefSeq, a predicted model, not a curated record
GCAACACUUACAGCUGACUUUUGUUUUGAAGCAUACCUUCAACUUUUUUCCAACCGAGUCUUUUACAAUUUAUUUUUUCUAUUGAGGCGUUUUUUAUUCAAAAUUAUCCGUUGCAAUAACCAAAUAAAAAUCAGCAUUGAAUUAAAUUAAGGUCAAAAUGUCCGCUGGUGCUAAAAUAGCUUUAGCUCUUUCCGUUGGGUUUUCGGCGAGUGUUAUUGGUUAUGUACACUACAAACAGAGUAGCGACCGUGCCCGCCUUCAUGAAGGGGUCGUCCGCGAUAUUGAGCGUCAACAACGUCGCAAAACCGAGAAUACAUAUCUCCUGCAAAAGCAAAUCGACUUAACAAAGCAACUCAAGGAUAUGGAAAGCACUGAACAACACCCGGAAGUUAAUCAGAAUUCCAAUAUACAAUAAAUAUGUUAAUAUAGAUAUCAAUAAAAUGAGUUAGUUCUAAGAAA